Messenger RNA from Bradysia coprophila, 937 nucleotides. RefSeq names its product putative oxidoreductase TM_0325. Gene Ontology annotation, molecular function: oxidoreductase activity. NCBI's taxonomy places the organism in Eukaryota, Metazoa, Arthropoda, Insecta, Diptera, Sciaridae. The record is from RefSeq and is a predicted model, not a curated record.
CUUGCCGAUGACCGUACAGUACAGAGGUAUCGCUAACGAUAGACAUUAUUGUGCUGUGUGUAAUUUCAAUGUAAAAUGGAUUUUACUGGAAAAGUGGUAAUAAUAACCGGUGGAAGCAGCGGUAUCGGUGCUGAUGCGGCUCGCCAUUUAGCCAAAUUGGGAGCUAGUGUUGCAAUUAUUGGACGAAACGAACAACGUUUGAAUGCAGUGGCUGAACAAAUUAUUCAAGCCGGAUCACCGAAACCAUUGCAAAUCGUUGCCGAUAUUACACAAGAUGCCGAACGUAUCAUCAACGAGACCGUUAACCAUUUCGGUCGUCUUGAUGUUCUUUUGAAUAAUGCGGGAAUAGUUAUUGCGGAUUCGGUGAUCGGUUUCGAUGUUGCUAAUUUCGACCGAAUUCUGAACACAAAUUUACGCGGUGCAAUGAUUCUAACAAGUUUGGCCGUUCCACAUUUGGAGAAAACGAACGGGAACAUUGUGAACAUAUCGAGUGUGGCGGGAAUCAAAGCAUUAGGCAUGUACACGUCUUACUGCAUAUCGAAAGCGGGUCUUGACCAAUUCACAAAGUGUGCAGCCAUUACCCUGGGUCCGAAAGGAAUUCGAGUGAAUUCUGUCAAUGCCGGACUAAUUCGAACGCCAAUUUUUAAUACAAUCGGAGUCACUGAUGCGGACGUAGAGCAAUUCUUCGAAGCUCGUAGUAAAGAUUAUUUGGUGGGUCGAGUCGGUGAAGUAUCGGAUACGAGCUCUGCCAUUGCCUAUUUGGCAUCUGCACCAUUUAUAACCGGUAUUUUAUUACCAGUUGAUGGUGGUAGUUUGUGCAAUGGUCAGUUCAGUGCUCCUGUAGAUUAAACAUCGAAUGCUCUCUACUGGUCCUAAUCUAUUGCUGUAAUCGAUUCAGAUUCGAUGGAUUGAAAAAUAAAUUUUUAGUUCAUUCAAA